This is a messenger RNA of Cajanus cajan (pigeon pea), 617 nucleotides long. The record is from RefSeq and is a predicted model, not a curated record. Lineage: Eukaryota; Viridiplantae; Streptophyta; Magnoliopsida; Fabales; Fabaceae.
GAUAGUGAACCGGGUCCUUUAAUCUUCGAAGACCAACCAUCAUCACCAAGAUCUCCCCUGUCACCCAAAAAACCAUGGCAAGCAAGAGAAAAUAAUCGUGAAUGUCUGUAAACAUACACGAUUCCUAUAUUAGAGAACAAACUGGAAAUGUGUACAAGAACGUGAAGAGGAAGAUUGAGAGAGGUGUUACUUUCCCAACUUGCUUAUCUGUAAACAAUGUGGUCUGCCAUUUCUCUCCACUAGCUAGUGACGAGACAGUGUUGGAAGAAGGUGAUAUAUUGAAAAUUGAUUUGGCUUGUCAUAUAAAUGGUUUCAUCGCGGCUGUGGCUCACACUCAUGUUCUUCAGGAAGGUCCUGUCACAGGAAGGGCAACUGAUGUUAUUGCUACUGCAAAUACUGCUGCUGAGGUGGCCUUGAGGCUUGUUAGGCCGGGAAAAAAGGUAAUCAAUUUUAAGAAUUUUUUCCCCUGUAUUUGAAUUUUUGUAUGAUUUGAUUUGGAACAUGUUGCCUCUAUUAAUUGUAUGUUUGGUAGAUAGGUAUAAGGUCAUCACUAUAUAAGCAAUCUAGCUUAGUAAAAUUAGGUUGCUUCAUGUGUAUUGUUUGAAGGGGUUUCUUUG